AUGCAGAUUUACUCAGCCACCAAAUAUCCUCUUCGUUUCAGUAGCAUUUUUUGGAUCAAAAAUCAAGUUUUCUCAGAUGACGUCGCACUCGAUUCCAAAUACACAUUCUUCGAAACCAAUGUUGUUGUUAACGAUUCGGGAUUCAGAGGUCACAGUCUCAACGUAGGAAGUUUGAAUGACAAUAUUCACGUUAAGAGCAACCAUGCUUAUCGACUUGAUGGCCAAGUGGGAAUCGCCCGUGACGGCGGCAAAUCAUUGUUUUUCGAAGACACUGCUACAACAAUUCCAAUUGACAAAGCUGAAGUUCGCCCGCAAUCAAUGGCUAAUAAUGUUUUGGCACAAGGUCACGGAAAGAUCGUUGAUUGGUUUGGCAGUGCUACAGACGACUGCAUACCAAUUGAAGUCAUUAGAGUUUCACAUCGAUACCCGGACGUUAUGGGACCACAACGUGAAGAGUUUUUUGCCAAUGAUCUUCUUCCGAGUCACCUCACAUUGCCCUUGGACAUUGAAGCUCUGACCGAAGGCAAUAUUAUCAGCCUCCGGGGCAAAGUGGUCGCAUACGAAGAAUCCAACAGGACCUGGAUCAUCGAAGCUACAGAUAUUGACCUAAUCUACUCUUUGCCGAAUCGGAGACGAAGUUUGCGCCAACAAGGACUGCCACCGCAAUAA
This is a messenger RNA of Melampsora larici-populina 98AG31, 669 nucleotides long. RefSeq lists its product as uncharacterized. The record is from RefSeq and is a predicted model, not a curated record. Bases 1 to 669 code for a protein of 222 amino acids. The transcript is spliced from 4 exons. NCBI's taxonomy places the organism in Eukaryota, Fungi, Basidiomycota, Pucciniomycetes, Pucciniales, Melampsoraceae.